Monoraphidium neglectum is the source of this 1053-nucleotide messenger RNA. RefSeq lists its product as hypothetical. The transcript has 3 exons. NCBI's taxonomy places the organism in Eukaryota, Viridiplantae, Chlorophyta, Chlorophyceae, Sphaeropleales, Selenastraceae. The record is from RefSeq and is a predicted model, not a curated record. Bases 1 to 1053 code for a protein of 350 amino acids. Gene Ontology annotation, molecular function: mRNA binding; translation initiation factor activity.
AUGGCAACGGACAGUGUGUGGGGCAAGCCAGGCGGCGCUUGGGCUGACGACGUUGAGGAGCAAGAGCAGUCUGGCACGCUGGCAGCGCCCGCCGUUGCCCCCUACAAGGCCUUUAAGGAGGAGGCUUUCCCGGCCCUCUCGGCUGCCAAGGAGGCGCCGAAGAAGAAGGGCAAAGCCAAGCCCGUCCCGCUCGGCGCCUUCCUUGGUGGCUCCGCGGCCGCAAGCGCGAGGACCAACCUCGACGACAAAGCCAUCCUUUUGGCUCUUCCCAAGAGCUCGACCGGUGCUCCGCGCGAGGAGGGCCAGGGCGGCGGCAUUGGCGGUGCCUUCAGGGAAUACGGUGGCGAUCGUGGAGGCGCCCGCCGCGGCGGCUUCGGCGACCGCGACCGCGAAGGCGGCGGCGACGAGCGCCCCGGCCGUGAGCCGUCGCGCGCCGAUGAGGACAAGGACUGGGGCGCCUCCCGCAAGUUCACGCCCAGCGAGGCCGGCGGCGGCGGCUCCCGCGGCUUCGGGGGCGGGGGCUUCGGCGGCGAGCGCCGCGGCGGCGCGGGCGGCGGCGAGCGUGGCGGUUUUGAGGACCGCCCCCCACGCCGCGAGGCCGGGCCUUCGGCUGCCGACGAAGCAGACGACUGGGGCGCCACGCGCAAGUUCCAGCCGAGCACGGAGGGCGAGCGCCGCGGCGGAGGCGGCGGCUUCGGCGGCGGCGGCGGCGGCUUCCGCGACCGCGACGGCCCCCGCGACGGCCCCCGCGGCGACGGCCCCGAGCGGCGCCGAUUUGACGAGCCGUCCCGCGCCGACACCGACGACUGGGCCACGCGCCGCGCGCCGCCGCCGGCCGACGACCGCGCGGCGCCGUCGGCGCGGCGCCCCGGGUUUGGCUUCAGCGGGAGCAGCGCAGCGGACGGCGAGGACCGCUGGGCGCGCGGCACGGGCGCCGCGCCGCCGCCGAGCAGCAGCGGCGGCGCUGACGCCGGCCCCGCGCGCGAGCGCCCCCGCCUCAACCUCGCGCCGCGCACCAAGCCCGUUGCGUCCCCGACCCCGGGUGCGGUGUGA